This is a messenger RNA of Phyllopteryx taeniolatus (common seadragon), 7314 nucleotides long. It is a transcript of the gene slc1a8a, whose product is annotated as solute carrier family 1 member 8a. The record is from RefSeq and is a predicted model, not a curated record. The transcript has 10 exons. Gene Ontology annotation, biological process: L-glutamate transmembrane transport. Gene Ontology annotation, cellular component: plasma membrane. NCBI's taxonomy places the organism in Eukaryota, Metazoa, Chordata, Actinopteri, Syngnathiformes, Syngnathidae. Gene Ontology annotation, molecular function: neutral L-amino acid transmembrane transporter activity; L-glutamate transmembrane transporter activity; glutamate:sodium symporter activity. Bases 3085 to 4926 code for a protein of 613 amino acids.
GCCGCGAGCCGGGACGUCCGCCGGGCGCUGCGGAACUUCGCCAAGAGGAACGGCCUCCUGACGCUGUCGGCGAUGGCCGCGCUGACCGGCUGCACGCUGGGCUUCGUGCUAAGGGGCACGCAGCUCUCCACGCAGGUACCGGCCGCAAUUGGCCCGUCGAGCCGAAAGCCGCGUUGAAUCUUUCGCUACUUUUUGCACAACUGAAAUCCUUUGUGACAGUCGCCACACAGAUCUCUCUCGCCCACUAUUUAUCAAAUAUAAGCUCCGGAAAUUCCAGGAUUUAGUUGAUUUGAAAAUAACGCAGAAAAAUAUCCUACCAAAAAAUAGUUCUUAAUAGCACAGAAGUUCUUAAAGUAGCUGACGUUAGGAACAACCUAAAUGAGCAAAAUAGGCAAGCUCAAUUAUUACAUUUUAAAAAGUGAACUCAAUCCAGGCUAUUGAAUAAUUCUGAAGACGGUGAAAAAUCAUCUCGAUUUAUUUGGAUAGAGAGGCGCAAAGGGAAAUGUAUUUUCCUGUCCAAAAAAAAAAGGGGCAGAAAAUGAGAUUUAUUCUUCCCUCUGCUCAUUUCCAUUCCAAUUUUGUUUACACGGAAGCAUACGUUUGUUUUUUGAUGUCAUGGAAAAUAUUCCCGUUUUGAUCCGUAGACGGAGACAUGCGGGUCGUCCAGUGACCGAAGGGUCGCCGGUUCGAAUCCCAGCUCCGGCUGUCCGGGUGUCCACGUGUCCUUGGGCAAGACACUGAACCCUGACUUGCUCCCAGCGGGCCUGGCAGUAGUCGCCCAUUAGUGGGCGAGUGGGCGAGCGGGAGGCUUUGUAAAGCGCUUUGGGCACCGCAUAGUGUCGAUAAAGCGCUAUAGAAGCGCCAUGUAGGCGGAGCAAUAAAUGAGGACGUUCCUCCUCGUAAUCACCUUCACAUUUUGACAUGAACGAAUUGUGAGCCUUCGAACUGGAAGCGGCCACUGAGCGUCAUCAGCAGGUCGCAACUGGGAGAGUCACAGAAAGUUGCACAUUUCGGAAAUGUUCGCGGGUCAAACAGCCGCUGUGAUUUUGAAAGUACUGAAGCAUUAGCGCUUGACGCCGGGUCAAAUCCUCGGCCCAGCGAAUUUUAGGCUCAUCCGGAAAUGUGCCCUAAAAGGUCGUAGUGGCUGAAGUUUGAAUUUCUUCCGCCGCGCUCGGAAGGAACAAAGUUUCGGUAGAAGGGCGAGAAAGAUUUUGUAUCCUUUUACAAAACACCAAGAACGACCUCGUGUGCAUGAGAACCGAUGCGGUCGACGGUUUACAGCAAAUACGGAAAAGGCUCAAAAGCUCAAGUCGGGUAUUUGGAAUAGAAAAAUAUACUUCUGAUGAAGAUCUCGGAAUUAUUUUCACGACUAUUUGAUACGAAAACCCGGUUAAAUGUCUCAACUCUGUAGAUUGAACAUACAUAACAAAGUACAUGGAUAUAAUAUUUGAGCUGUUUUUUUUUUUUUUCCCCUCAGGUUCACAUUUAUGCUUCGGGUCGGAUUGAAACCCGAGCCCAGGGGUCGCUGACCUUUUUUUUAUCUCUCUGUGUAAAAACUGUAUGUCGUGCGCCGCAUUUAUGAACUCAAUGAAGUGCGAUAGAGAAUCCUAUUUUAUUUUCUGCACUUCAAAAAAGCUUACUUUCAAAUCAAAUCGUCGGCUCAUCAUCAAAAGUUCCAUCGCCCCGAGGUCGCCUGCACGACCGCUAAACGGCGCGUCUCUCGCUCAGUGCCGCAUUCACUUGCCCGUGGUGCGUUGGAAAUCCCGCCUCUCUAUAAACGUCACAACACGAGAUCGGCCUCCCCGAGACGUUUAACGAAGCUGGGAAAUACGGGCUUUUCGGCCGGUCGACACGCCUUCCUCGGGCCCGCGUCGGUGCCGCGCGUUUGCCGACUGGGAAAGCGCCAUAACGGAUGGAUGGAUGAAAUACUCGAUUUAUUUUCCAUCGUCACCGAGGGCCACAGCAGAAGGACGAAAGAGCCACACGUGGCUCUGGCAGCCUGGGUUGCAGACCCCCGGCCUCCGGGAUCCGAAUGGUAUAUUUGCAUUACAGUUAGCUCGUUGCUAACAUGCCAAUUAAAUCCCAACCAUUGUACCUGUUUCCGCAGCAACAAGCUAGUUAGUUUGCUGUGUGCUGGAGUAAGCUAGGAUUCAGACAGGAAGUGCUAAUGUGUUGUUGUUGUUGUUGUUGUUGUCGUUGUUGCCAGGUGAGUCGGCGACAUGAAAUGGUUAGUCCGCUUUAAGUGGAUUAAAACUGCAGCGCUGGCUCACGUGCGGGCUAAACUAACAGGAAGAAGCCGCCUCCACCUUUUAUUGAACCCAAAAUAUUCUUGAAUGAGGGGGGGGGGGGGGGGCAUAUAUUGUCAAUAAGCGCCCCCCACCCCAAACAUUCAUGUAAUGACUGAAUAACAAUGUACACGUCAGGUCGGCCAAACAACAAGUGAAAGAACAAUGAAUGUGUUCGGGACUGUCAAAACAAAUGUGGUGACACGACGUCCUACUUCCUGUCAGCGGCGAGAUUAACGAGAGGCGGGUAAAUGGGGGCAGAGGGCGGAGCCUAAUCCCACCCGUUCCAUCUGCUUCCUGUCGCGUGCCACCUAACUGUGUCAUCCGCUUCCUGUUUCCUCUCAUCAUUACGACGGCGUAACACGUUUGUAAGGAGAGAGGCGCUAUUUUGCAAAUUUGUUCACAAUUGAAAAACAUUCCCACGUGUGUUCGUAAACACGUGUGAUUGUUUUGCUUAGACUUCAGUAAAGGGUGACAAUCCCAGCUAUCUGCGGGCGAGAGGCGGGGUACACCCUGAACCGGUCGCCGGCCAAUCGCAGGGGACGUAGAAACCAUUCGCACCGACGGGCAAUUUAGAGUCUUCAAUUAACCGAGCACGCCUGCGGGAGGAAAGCGGCGUGCCCGGAGAAACGCCACGUGUCGUUCCGCAUUUGCGCGAGGGCGGCAUUUCAUCAGCAAGCCGGCAAAAUGCACAAACGUGCCAAGGGGUCGGGCGGGCGACACGGCCAAACACGCACGCACACCCCCUCACGCACACUCCCAAAACCUUUGCGGGCAAUCUUUGUAACAGCACUAAGUAAUGCUGCUAACACCUUUUAGCGCACUGCAGCUUUGCUUACCUUUCGGUUUUGAAAUGAAUGCGUUCAAGUGGUUGGUGCGUUGGAACUUGGUCAAGUCCAGCGGAUCGCGUCAUUGGCUGAGAAAUGAUGUCAGUCAGCACAAGUGCAGAAGUUCUCACACACACACACACACACCUUACACGCACACACGCACAUUCUAUCUGCCCUUCCUCGCAUCCUUCCAUCCCAUGUGUGUGCGUGUGUGCGUGCAGAUUGCCGUGAUUGUUAACUGUGACGUUUGCCAGGUGGGCAGACGCAAAGUGUCUGUACGCCAACGUCGAAAAGUGUCCCUUUCGAGUGCUUUCCGGAAGGUGAGCACGCAAGCGUCGUUCAACUUUGAAAUGUUUGAAACGCAGGCCAAGAUCUACUUCUCGUUCCCGGGGGAGCUCCUCAUGAGGAUGCUGAAGAUGCUCAUCCUGCCGCUCAUCACGUCCAGCUUGAUGUCGGGCCUGUCGUCGAUGGAGUCUCGCGCGUGCUGCCGCAUGGGCGUGCUAACGGUGACGUACUACCUGUGGACGACGUUCAUGGCGGUGGUGGUGGGCAUCGUGCUCGUGCUCAUCAUCAAGCCCGGCGUGGGCACCGACAUGGAGAACGACCGGCUGGGCGGCGGGCCCGUCGUGACCUCGGCCGACGCCCUCCUCGACCUCAUCAGGAACAUGGUCCCGUCCAAUCUGAUCGAAGCGACGUUCCAGCAGUACAAGACGGACCUGGUGCAAGUCCUGAAGGUGCCCACCCGGACGGUGACCCCCAACUUUGUGUACGUGGUGCCCGGGGAGAGCGAUGGAAAAGGACGAACCGUUUUGCUGGAGUUGACGCCGGCGCCCGAGGUGACGUACAAGACCAGCCCGGGAAGCAGCCAACAGAUGAAUGUGCUCGGCAUCGUCAUCUUCUCGGCUACCAUGGGCCUGUUGCUGGGCAGGAUGGGCGAGCGCGGCGCGCCAUUAGUCAACGUGUGCCAGUGCAUCAAUGAGUGCGUCAUGAAGAUCAUCAACGCUGCCGUGUGGUACUUCCCGUUCGGGAUCAUCUUCCUGGUGGCUGGGAAGAUCCUGGACAUGCAGGACCCGAGCACUUUGGGCGGGAAGUUGGGCUGGUACGGCAUUACCGUCCUGGCCGGCCUCUUCGUGCACGGUCUGGUGCUCCUGCCGCUCUUCUACUUCUUGCUGACCAGGAAGAACCCGUUCCCAUUCAUCCGCGGCCUGCUGCAGGCCUUGGUCAUCGCCCUGGCUACCUCGUCCAGCUCGGCCACGCUGCCCAUCACCAUGAAGUGUCUCCUGGAGAAGUGCCACGUGGACCGCCAGAUCGCCCGCUUCGUGCUGCCCGUGGGCGCCACCAUCAACAUGGACGGCACGGCCCUCUACGAGGCCGUGGCCGCCAUCUUUAUCGCCCAGGUCAACGACUACGAGCUGGACUUCGGGCAGCUGGUCACCAUCAGCAUCACCGCCACGGCCGCCAGCAUCGGCGCGGCCGGCAUCCCUCAGGCGGGCCUGGUUACCAUGGUGAUCGUGCUCACCUCCGUGGGACUUCCCCCUAAUGACAUCACGCUCAUCGUGGCCAUCGAUUGGAUCCUGGACCGGUUUCGCACGAUGAUCAACGUGCUGGGCGAUGCCUUGGCCGCGGGCAUCAUCGCGCACCUGUGUCGCAAGGACUUCCCCCUCAGCGGUGAGGGAAAGGCGGUCCCGUCGUACGGCACGCACGAGCGCCGCGGGGGCGAGCGCGCCGCCGACGUGCCCAUGACCCACGUGCACACGCACAAAGAUGGCGACGCGGCACACACAGUCUACUACAACAUCUGCCAAGUGUGAGCCGCCGCUAACCGGCUAGCUGCCGGCGCUGUUACCACGGCGAAGAGUCGCUAAGGAAGUUCGGACUGCCGCCGUUUUUUUGACUCUGCUCCACAUGACCUUCACACGACCUCCAUGUGGCCUAAGUGAUCUUUGUGUGUGUGCGUGUGAGACAGCAUGCUGGCAUGCGUCUCUGGCUUCCUGCCAAGUUCUCGUCUUUUACUUCCUGUUUUCUGUUUGAACGUCACCACGGCAACAACGCAGCUAACAAGCCAACCCUCACUUGACUUUGAUGUCACUUGGAUUAUUUGUGUGAAUGCGAGAGUGAAGGAGAGCAAAAGUGAGAGUUGGUGUGUGCAUGUGUGUGUUUGGAAAUACAGGUAGUACAACCCCAAUUCUAAAGAAGGUGGGACGUUGUGUUAAACAUAAAUAUAAACAGAGUACAAUGAUUCGCAAAUCAUGCUCAACCUAUAUUUAAUUGAAUACACUACAAAGACGAGAUAUUUCAUGUUCAAACUGAUCGACUUGAUUGUUUUGAGCAAAUAAUCAUCAACUUGGAAUUUGAUGGCUGCAACACGUUCCCAAAAAGACUGAGAAAGUUGAGGAAUGCUCAUCCAACACGUGUUUGGAACAUCCCACAGGUGAACAGGCUCAUUGGGAACAGGUGGGGGCCGUGAUUGCUUCCCUCAAUUGCUCAGUCAUUCACAAGCAAAGAUGGGGCGAGGUUUGUGAACAAGUGCAGGGGAAAAUAGUCGAACAGUUUAAGGACAAUGUUCCUCAAUGUACAAUUGCGAGGAAUUUAGUGAUUUCAUCAUCUACAGUUCAUAAUGUCAAAAGGUUCAGAGAAUCUGGACAUGCAUGGAAGCGGCAAGGCCGAAAACUGACAUUGAAAGCCCGUGACCUUCGAUCCAUUAGGCGGCACUGCAUCAAAAACCGACGUCAAUGUGUAAAGGAUAUCAGGAACACUUCAGAAAACCAAUGUCAGCAAAUACAGUUUGGGGCUGUUCCGCAUUUCAAAUUGUUUUUGGAAAUUGUGGCAUUUGUGUCCUCCGGGCCAAAGAGGAAAAGAACCAUCCGGACUGUCAUGGACGCAAAGUUCAAAAGCCGGCAUCUGUGAUGGUAUGGGGCUGUGUUAGUGCCAAUGGCAUGGGGAACUUACACAUCUGUGAAGGCACCAUUCAUGCUGAAAGGUUUUGGAGAAACAUAUGCUGCCAUCCAAGCAACGUCUUUUUCACGGACGCCCCUGCUUAUUUCAGCAAGACGAUGCCAAACCACAUUCUGCACGUGUUACAACAGCGUGACUUCGUAAUAAAAGAGUGCGGGUACUAGACUGGCCUGCCUGCAGUCCCAUUGAAAAUGCGUGGCGCGUUAUGAAGCGUAAAAUACGACAACGGAGACCCCGGAGUGUUGAACAGCUGAAGCUGUACAUCGAGCAAGAAUGGGAAAGAAUUCCACCUACAAAGCUUCAACAAUGAGUGUCCUCAGUUCCCAAACGUUUAUUGAAUGCUGUUCAAAGAAAAGGUGAUGUAACACAGAGGUAAACACGACCCUGUCCCAGCUUUUUUGGAACGUGUUGCAGCCAUCAAAUUCUAAGUUCAUGUUCCAUCCAUCCAUCCAUCCAUUUUCUGAGCCGCUUCUCCUCACUAGCGUCACGGGCGUGCUGGAGCCUAUCCCAGCUAUCAUCUGGCAGGAGGCGGGGUACACCCUGAACUGGUUGCCAGCCAAUCGCAGGGCACAUACAAACAAACAACCAUUCGCACGCACAUCCACACCUACGGGCAAUUUAGACUCUCCAGUUAAUGCAUGUUUUUGGGAUGUGGGAGGAAACCGGAGUGCCCGGAGAAAACCCACGCAGGCGGGGCCGGGGAUUGAACCCCGCUCCUCAGAACUGUGAGGCUGACGCUCUAAGCAGUCGUCUACCGUGCCGCCUAAGUUAAUGAUUAUUUGCUAAAAACAAUCAAGUGGAUCAGUUUGAACAUGAAAUAAUAUGGGUUUUCUCUGGUUUCCUCCCACAUCCCCAAAACAUGCCUGAAUUGGAGACUCUAAAUUGCCUGUAGGUGUGACUGUGAGUGCGGAUGGUUGUUUGUUUGUUUGUUUGUAUGUGCCCUGCGAUUGGCUGGCAACCGGUUCAGGGUGUACCCCGCCUCCUGGCCGAUGACAGCUGGGAUAGGCUCCGGCACGCCCGCGACCCGCGUGAGGAGAAGCGGCUCAGAAAAUGGAUGGAUGUAUUCUGUUUUUAUUUAUGUUUAACACAACGUCCCAACUUCAUUGGAACUGGGGUUGUAAUUCUGCCUUAAAUUUCGUGUCUUUCGACUGCCAAGUUUCAACUGAUGCUCCCUUUUUAUAUUUUUUUAUGGAUUACUGUGAAAAUAAUCAUGAUGUGUGAAAUUAAAACUCUGUACAAAACUA